GUCAGUCCACAGUACUGAACUGAUCACAGAGGUGACCCUACGAUAUUCAUUUCGUCACCAGUCGCUCGUAAAGCAGCAGCCAUGACGUAUUUGUUAUUUCUCGGAGUUACCGUUUGUUUGGUGGGUAUGUGCUCGUCCCAUUUGUGUCUUCUGAAUCCCCGACAACGAGGCUCUCUAUCCGGGUACAACAAAGCCGCGACAGAGGAUUGUUACCUUACACAGGGCGAGUGUGGCGGGAGAAUGAGUGACCCUAACAACAUGGCGGUCUUCCAGCGUGGUAUGAACUAUACAGUUAUCCUACAAAAGAACUUGGACCACUUUAACACCACCAACCCUGGAUCAUUCGACAUUACCCUCCACCACAAAACCGGUAUAUCCUAUUAUACAAGAACCUUGGCGACCAUACCAGACACUGCAGCGCCCUCUUUGUCUUUAUAUAUGACGGACGUGUACAUCCCCCACGACCUUCAGCUCAGUGAGAGCCCUUCCUACGUCAUAGAGGUUGUCUACAACACCAAUACCAUCCCCGUCACCUUCCGGCAGUGCGCAGAUAUCCUCGUCAUCAUGUGAUCCCAUGUGUUGGUACCACGGACUUCCUUCAAUGCUGGACAUUGCCCCUUGUUUCAUAUUGUUAUUUUGUAAUUUAAAAGUAUUGUUUGUGAGUACAGAAUGGAAUUGCCAAUGAUUAAACCUUAUCAACACAUUCUCAAAAGGACAACACUGUUCGACUAAUUUUUAAAAAGGAAAGUGAACCUUUUUGUAGCAGACAUACGGAUGCCAUCAUAACAGAUUGAAGGAUCAAUUAAUUGCUUAACUGAACUGUGCGUUCUUGGCGAACAUAGCCUAUGUCAUUAUACAGGGUAGAUAAUCCCCAAUGGUACAGUGUUAAGACAGUAGUGAUGCCUCCAGGUCUGUAGUAAAAAGGUCGCAGAUCAGGAGAUUGUAAUUUCAAAAUGAAAAAUAAAACCCGAUAUAAGUCAUUCUA
Molecule: messenger RNA, 985 nt
Organism: Pecten maximus
Lineage: Eukaryota; Metazoa; Mollusca; Bivalvia; Pectinida; Pectinidae
Exons: 1
Coding region: 82-570 (162 amino acids)
Source: RefSeq, a predicted model, not a curated record